AUGGGCUUCUAUUCAAAGGCAAGACUGCCGCGGCCAAGCAUCCAUGACCCUUCAGUCAAGUCACGCCGGGUGGCGUUGCUGAAGGCGGCGACUAUCAACUUGCUUGUGCUGCAAUUUCUCUUCCUAGGAUUGUUCUGCUACAUCUUUGGCUCUUUGUUCCAGCAGAACACGCACAUCCACAAUAUUAAUAUCCUGUUCGUCGACUAUGAUGGAGGCGCCAUUGGUACAGCCGUCCGUGAUGCCUAUCAGGAGUUGAAAGGACCGAGUUUCCCAACUCUGGACGAGCGCGCCGCCUUGGUCUAUCCCGAACCUGAGUCCAUUGACUCGGCUGUCUGCAACAUUAAGUUCUGGGGCGCGCUAUAUAUCACCGCCAACUCCUCCAAUGACCUUACUGCUGCUUUCGCUGGUGGAUCCGCUGCUUCAUCAUACAACACGAGCGACGUUCUCACCAUGGUCUGGAACGAAGCCCGCUACCCGACAACCGUGGACUCAGCCAUCUACGACAAGUUAACCACCCUCUCCGAAGCCGCGCGAGUAGCCUACAUGAACAACAACGCAAAACAAACCAUCCAAUCAGUCAACAGCUCAGAUGCCGCAGCCCUAUCCAUAUACUCCAAUCCCUGGACAUUAUCCUCUGUGAAUCUCAAACCAACCUCACAAGGAUCCCGCCUAAUCUACAACACCCUCGUCAUAAUCCUAAUUAUGAUCCAAGAAUUCUUCUAUUUGGGUUACGUCAACGGUCUCUACCAACAGUUCAAACUCUACACAUCCAUAAAUCCCCUCCGAAUCGCCAUCGUUCGACAAAUAAUCUCGGGCGUAUACACGUUCAUCGGGUCCCUGUGCACGACAGGCGCGAUAUGGGCGUUCCGCAACGGCUGGGACGUCCACGGCGGCCAGUUCAUGAUCACUUGGAUGGCGCUAUGGCUAUUCGCGCAUCUGAAUUUCCUCGUCCUAGACGUGGUUACGAUCUGGGUAUCCCCGCCUUUCGUACCGAUGGUAUUCAUAUCGUGGAUCGUGUUGAAUGUUACAUCCAUUCUCCUCCCAUUCGAGCUAUCACCUGCGUUCUACAGAUUGGGUUAUGCGUUGCCUGCGCAUAGCAUCUUCAACGUCCUGAUUGAUAUCUGGUCUAGCGGGUGUAACCCGCAGCUCUACUAUGGUUUACCCGUUCUCUUUGUGUACGAGGUGUGUGGUCUCGUGCUGAGCUCGGUUGGUGUGUAUAGACGCUCGCACUACGCUAUGAUCAAGCAGGAGAAAGAUGAGAAGGAUCUGCAUGACCGAAUCACGGCGGCAAUUGCGGAACAGCAAGAUCAGCAGUUGGGCCGGGAGGAGACAUUGGAGUAUCCAGACAGCAGAGUUAGUGAUAGUGACCGGGAAGAGGGUGCUACUGAGAGGCGGGGCACUGUGGCUACGAUGCUUGACAAGGGUGAGGUUAUGGAUGUUAUUCGACGGGAGAUGUCGCGACCUAGGGAGGACAGCUCGAGCAGCCGAGCGAAUAAUGGGCCCUGCUUUGAUCUGCCGUAUAGCGAGUAG
Penicillium cataractarum is the source of this 1530-nucleotide messenger RNA. RefSeq names its product SNG1 family protein. Bases 1 to 1530 code for a protein of 509 amino acids. The transcript has a single exon. NCBI's taxonomy places the organism in Eukaryota, Fungi, Ascomycota, Eurotiomycetes, Eurotiales, Aspergillaceae. The record is from RefSeq and is a predicted model, not a curated record. Gene Ontology annotation, cellular component: membrane.